Dimorphilus gyrociliatus is the source of this 5696-nucleotide messenger RNA. The record is from the annotation of a GenBank genome assembly. Lineage: Eukaryota; Metazoa; Annelida; Polychaeta; Dinophilidae.
CACUUCCGGUUGAAACUGACUGCGGGACUACAACAGUCGUUCGUCAUAUAUUUUUUUCUCCUAUAAAAUUCAAUCUACAGCAGUACUUGUAAGUGAAAAAAAGUAAAAGAAUAUGAAAUGAAAAGUUUGUCUAUCCAUAAAAAUAUCUAAUUUCGAUUGAGUUUAUAAACUCAUCUUAUUUCCCAUCAAGAAUGUAGAACAAGCGCGUACUGUCCGCCAUUGUUAGAGAAUGAGAAUGAAUUUUUGUCACUGUAAUACAAGAUUUAGCUCGCAUAUAAGAGUGAAUCCCUCGUAUAGAUAGCUUCUUGCAUAAGGAAUGCACAUCUCAUAACAGAAGUUCGUUUUCAUAGUUUAGCGUCUCUUCAAGAGCUUAAAUCUAAACGAGCGUGUUCUGUAGUCGAAUGAGAAAAUUAUUUCCUUUUGUGUAUAUCAAUUAUAUAAAAAUAAUAUCAUUUUUUUUUCAAAAGUGGAAUGCGUCUGUAUAUGUUCAUAUGGCUGAUCAACUUGACAAAGAAGUAAAAGGAAGAAGUAGACGUCAUUCAGCUUCAAAACGAACUGCGCCAAGUAAACGCACAAGAAGUUCGACCGGUCGAUUGGAGAGUGAUAGUCAACUGGAGGGGCUUGGUUCGUACAAUACACGCAGUCGAAGGUCAACCGAUUUAAAGCGAGAUCGUCCUUCAACAUCCACCGAAGACACCGAAGUAAGAAAGAAAGUUACACCGGCUAAGAAAAUUAAAUCGGAAUCCGACUCCCCGCCUGAUUCUGAAGAACGAGCAUUACGUUCAAACAAACGAGCUUCUCUUCUACCAGGAUUACCACCAAAAAGAAGAUCUAGAAGAAGUCUAUCUAUAGAACACGUAAAGAAAAAGAAAACAUCUAAAAGACAAGCAAGAAGCAAAGGCAAAACGGGUACUUGUGCUAGCAGCAGUGGUCGUCGAACUUCGGUUCUGACGUCGUCUGGGCGUUUUGGCACCGGAGUAACCCAAAAUCGUUCAGCAGAAGAGGACACAAGAACCCAGGAUACAAUGGCUGAUGAACAACCUACUACGGCAGGGGAAUCCAAAAGUUUGGGUCCGGGCGAUGAUAGGACAUCCAACGCAGCUUCCUCUGCUUCGCUAACUGUCGUUCCUGGAGGAGCCGCAGGCCCAUCAACUUCUGGUUUGAAUAGUGCUGCAGCUGCAGGACCGUCUUCCAGCUUCGCUUUCUCAUUACCCUUGAGUGACGAAGAUGAAGCAGAUGUUGGACGAUUACAGGCAUUGUUGGAAGCUCGCGGCUUACCGUCUCAUCUGUUUGGUUCUAUAAAUUCUAGAAUGCAUCAUUUUCUGCAGAGAACUAUGAUGUCUGGAAAUCAUAAUUUGGCCAAAGCUCAACAGUUGGUUCAAGGCCUUGAAGCAUCUGGAGAUGAAGCUACUCAACUGUCGGCAGUCAUGGAAUUGUGUCAGAUGCUGGUAAUGGGAAACGAAGAAACUUUAUCAGGGUUUCCAGUGAAACAGGCCGUACCAGCUCUUAUUACUCUUCUUAAAAUGGAACAUAAUUAUGAAAUGAUGAAUCAUGCCUGCCGUGCUCUCUGUUAUAUGAUGGAUUCUCUGCCACGUUCUUCUGCCAUAAUAGUAGAGGCUGUCCCUGUUCUAUUAGAAAAACUACAAUCAAUAAGUUGCAUGGAUGUUGCUGAGCAGGCUUUAAGUGCCUUGGAAACGCUUUCAACACGUCACAGUCGUUCUGUUAUGCAAGCUGGUGGUGUCAACGCCGUCCUCACAUACAUCGAUUUUUUCAGUUUAGCAGCUCAACGGAGUGCACUAGCUAUUGCGGCUAAUUGUUGUUUGAAUGCCACCGCCGCUCAAUGGUCAGCUGUGAGGGAAAGCUUAGCUGCCUUAUCAGCUCGAAUCAAUCCUAGUCAUGAUCAAAAAUGUAUCGAAAGUGCUUGUUAUUGUUUCACAAGGCUGGUGGACAAUGUACAGAAUGAAGAAAAAUUCUUAAAGGAAUUGGUAGCACAUAGUCUACUCACUAAUCUUCAACAACUACUCUCUAUAAAUCCUCCAAUCUUAUCAACAAAUACGUUUGUGGCUGUAAUUAGAAUGUUGGUCGUUAUGUGCUCCAAUUGUCCAGAUUUGGCAGUAGUAAUAUUAAAACAAAAUAUGAAUGAAACGAUUCAGUAUUUGUUGGUUGGCAGUGGAGAUAUUCUUGUUCAAAGGACUCCUCAAGAACACUAUGAGUUGGUAAGUUUAAUAGCAGAACUGAUGCCAACUUUACCGAAAGAUGGAAUUUUCGCUAUCAAUGAAACACUUAGUUCUAAAGUUGGAACAACAAACAUUUGGCAAUGGUGUGACGACGGAGGUGUUUGGAGACCGUAUUCUUAUGAACAUUGCAGAUUAAUUGAUGCGAGUGAGGAUGGAGGUGAAGAAGAAGCAAAUUUAACCAUAAAUGGUGAAUCUUACACGUUGGAUCUUCUAAACAUGACUCAAACAAAUGAUGAUACUGGAACAACUCGAUCAAUACAGCGAGCUCCAAAAAUUAUACCUAAAACGCAGCAAAGUCCAAAAGUUGACUCUCGAGCUGAAGUCUUGGCUGAAAAUGAAGAAUUAGCAUCAUCUCUAAUCAAGUCUCUUUUUGGGGUGUUAUAUCAAAUCUAUAGUUGCUCCGCAGGGCCUCAAGUUAGACAUAAAUGCGUGCAAGCGAUCCUCAGAAUGGUUCACUUUGCCUCUCCCGAAAUUUUACGGGAGGUUUUAAGUCAACACACAGUGUCGAGUCAUGUAGCUGCUAUGUUGGCAUGUAAUGAUUCAAAAGUUGUUGUCAAUGCAAUGCAGUUGGCUCAUUGUCUAAUGUCAAAAUUACCUGAUGUUUUUGGUGUAUAUUUUGUAAGGGAAGGUGUUAUGCAUCAAAUGUUGUCGUUGCGUAAAACUUCGUCAACAGACUUGGCAGUUCGUAGAAAGAAACCUCAAAAAAGAAGUCCGAAGAGACAUAGCGAUCAGAAGGUUGUCUCUAAUUCUGAUGAUAGUAAACCAACAACAAGAUCUAGGGCUGCAGCAUUACACGAGAAGGAAAAAGAGAAAGAUAAAAAGAAAAGUGGUGGCAAAAGCUUCCUGCAAAACCUAAAUCCUACUCGUUGGGGAAAGUCUCAACAAACUAUAGGAUCCAAUAAAAUAUCUAAGGAAGCGCCUCCUCCCUCUCUUUCCAAUCGAAUAGAUGUUGGAAUUAAAGAAAAGGUUCGAGAUUGGAUUAGGUCAGAAGCAGAUACUUUUUUGAAAAGCUACUUCAGUGAGGAAAGUGGAAAAAAUCCUGCUUUACAAAUAUUCAACACUCUAGAAUCUGCAACAAAACGAAUAUUUGAAGAUGAAGAAGCUUUAAUCGAAAUAGCUUUGUUAAUUCAUGAGAGUGACGCGUCAGCAUUUGAAAUAGUUCAUUCUGGCUUGAUCGAAAAGCUGAAUGAGUUUCUUACCGGUGGCGACGAAAGGCUACGAAAGUUUUUGGAGGCAUUUGUGACCAAAGAUGAAAAUUCUAAUAGAAAUUUACCUGAUUGUGGAAAACCUGAUAAACUAAGAUCUCUCGUCGUUAGACUCUUAGACUGUCUUCAUCACUUGGAGCAAUUGGAAGUAAAAGUCCAUGAUAUGCCAAGACACGCCAGCAGUAGACACACAAAUGCUUUCAGAUUCUUAAUGACUCAGCAAAUGAAAUGUCAGCUUAAAAGACAUCCAAUGUGCAGAAACCUUCACCAAUGGCAUUCUGGUCCAGUAAAGAUAGAAGCUUUGGCUACAGCAUCAGCAAUAGAGAGAUAUCUAACUGGCCGAGGUUAUGCUACACUGAAAGAAAAUGAAGAGGAAACGGACGGAGAGAAUUCUGAUGAUAGCGAUGAUAUUGGUCCUAUACCUGUUAGAGGCGAUGUCACACCCGAACUAGAAAUUCUUAUAAAUGAUACAGUUAUUCAACCAAAUAUGACUAUCUACCAAGCUAUAAAGCAAAUAAAGGGUGAUACAGAUACAGAUACUGAGAAUGAACAGACUGUGUUUUCUCAAACUCAUGUUCUUUUUUAUCGUCCCGCAUCUGACCGUAAUUCAACAUCGAACACCGUCCCGCCAACAGCAAAAAAGAGUCGGAAGGGGUCUGCAAGCGCCAAAAAAGAUCGCUUGUGGAACGAGGGUGUUUGUCCACAGAGAACCAGAAUUUUAGAUAGUAUAAUAAAAAAGAAACUUAAUUUUUCUUCUUGGAAUGAUCCCUGUUUAUCAGUGGCUCAAUUGCUCCGAAAUGUUCACUCUAUGUGUCAACAUUGGUACUCUUUGUACUCUAGAAGCUGCUCAGAUGGAUCCUUAUUACAACAUUCCGCUUUUCAGUCAUCGAAACUAACUGCAAAGGCAAAGAGGCAAUUGCUAGAUCCUCUUGUGAUAAUGACUGGUCACCUGCCAAAUUGGUUAACCCAAUUAGUACCCCAAUGUCCUUUUCUCUUACCAUUUGACACUCGAAAGUUGGUCUUUUGCUUAACAACAUUUGACCGAGAAAGGUCACUAAACAGACUUCAAUCAACGUUUUCUGACCCUCUUACUGAAAACUCAGAUAGAAUAGGACCCCGAUUGGACAGAAAGAAAAAAGUAGUAUAUAGAGAGAACCUUUUGGCGGAUGCUGAACAAAUUAUUGAAGAAACAGCCCAUAUGAGAGCUAUUUUAGAAAUUCAAUAUUCUGACGAAGUAGGAACGGGUUUAGGUCCAACGAUGGAAUUUUUUAGUCUUAUAAGCCGAGAAUUACAAAAAACCGAGCUGAAUUUAUGGAGGAGUCCAGAAGUGGUUGAAGAUCAUAUUUUUGCUCCCCAAGGACUUUUUCCUGCUCCACUUGCACGAAAUGCAAAAACUUCGGUUGUUAAUAAAGUGAAGAGUAAAUUUCGAUUUUUGGGUAGAUUAAUGGCCAAAUGCCUGAUGGACUCAAGAUUGAUGGAUUUACAUUUAUCAACAGUUUUUUACAAAUGGAUGUUGGGUUUGGAAAGUAGCCUCGGCAGUGAAGAUUUAAAAUACAUUGAUGAAGAUUUAGCUAGAAGUUUCCGGCACCUAGAAAAUAUGAAUGAAAGUCUGGAAAAGGGAGAAAAUUGUGAAGUAGAAGAUUUGGACCUUAACUUUACUUUACCUGGUUAUCCAGAAGUUGAACUUAAGAAAGGUGGCAAAGAUACAACUGUCACAGCUUGCAAUUUAAAAGAAUAUUUAGACUUACUCGCUUAUUGGACGCUAGUGGAAGGUGUACAACGACAGAUGGAAGCCUUCAGAGAUGGUUUUGAAAGCGUUUUUCCCCUGUCAAAUCUGAGGAUAUUUUACCCAGAGGAAUUAGAUUGUGUAUUUUGUGGGGAUCGUUAUGCACCGUGGGAUUAUAAUAUGUUACUGGAGAGUUCUAAAACAGAUCAUGGUUACACACAUGAAUCACAGGCCGUCAAGUUUCUCUUUGAAAUACUCUCAUCCUACAGUAAGGAUGAGCAAAGGAAUUUCCUACAGUUUGUAACUGGUUCACCUAGACUACCCGUUGGUGGUUUUAAAGCCCUAACUCCACCACUUACUAUAGUUCGAAAAACUGUUGUUACGCCGGAAAAAGCCGAUGAUUUCCUACCCUCUGUUAUGACUUGCGUUAAUUAUUUGAAACUACCCGAAUAUUCAUGUAGAGAAGUUAUGAUGGAAAAGUUGACGAUAGCUGCAAAUGAAGGACAGCUUUCUUUUCACCUGUCGUGA